AUGGCCACAAUCGAGCAACAGGACAAGAUGUCAAAGGAGGAGCGUGCGGCAUAUGACGCAAAGGAGCGCGCGCGCGAGCAGACCGAACAGGAUGCGCUCCCGUACAAGUGGAGCCAGGACCUGAACACUGUGUCUGUAUCUGUCCCGUUGCCGAGCGGGACUCGUGGCCGUGACCUCCAGGUCGUCAUGGAGCGGCGGAAGCUGAAGGUUGAUGUGAAGGGUGGCGCGACGCUGCUCGAGGGCGAGUUGUUCGAGGAGAUUGCAAAGGACGAUAGCUCGUGGACCAUUGAAGACGGCACCCUCACGUUCGAGCUCGAGAAGAUGAGCGCCCACAUCGGGAGUCAUCGGUGGUGGCCACAUGUCCUGACGCACGACCCCAAGAUCGACACCACCAAGAUCCAGCCCGAGAGCUCCAAGCUGAGCGACCUCGACGGCGAGACUCGUGCCAUGGUUGAGAAGAUGAUGUUUGACAACCAGCAACGACAGGCUGGCAAGCCAACGUCGGACGAGAUCAAGAAGAUGGAGACGCUCGAAAAGUUCAAGAAGGCACACCCCGAGAUGGACUUUAGCAACGCCAAGAUGGGUUAA
Messenger RNA from Cutaneotrichosporon cavernicola, 588 nucleotides. RefSeq lists its product as uncharacterized. The transcript has 6 exons. Gene Ontology annotation, cellular component: cytoplasm. Gene Ontology annotation, biological process: protein folding. Lineage: Eukaryota; Fungi; Basidiomycota; Tremellomycetes; Trichosporonales; Trichosporonaceae. The coding region runs from base 1 to 588 and encodes 195 amino acids. The record is from RefSeq and is a predicted model, not a curated record.